AUGAGCGCUUGUACUGACAUCAAGCCAGCCGUUGGCGAAGUGCAAGAGCUUCGCAGAAACUUCUCCUUAUUCUCUGUUCUCGGAAUCUCUUUCUCGCUUGCGAAUUCUUGGUUUGGGAUAUCUACAGCGUUGGCCACUGGUAUCAAUGCAGGUGGUCCUGUUCAGCUAGUGUAUGGCACCAUCAUCAUUGGCAUCGUAUGCUUAUGCAUCGGGGCCUCGUUGGCGGAACUGGCAUCAGCUAUGCCAGAUGCUGGUGGACAAUACUACUGGACAAGUCAACUCGCAUCUCCGAGGUAUGCGCGGUUUGCGAGCUAUCUCACCGGCUGGAUAGCAUGGGCCGGGUCAUUGUUUACCUGUGCAAGUAUUGCACUGGGCGUUGGGAAUUUGUGCAUGGGAUGCAUUCAAAUGGCUCACCCAGGCCUAGAAAUCAAACCCUGGAUGUCAUUCCUCGCGUAUCAAGUCGUCAAUGCUGCGUGUGCACUGUUCAACACAUACAGCAAGAUACUGCCCAGUCUCACACUCUUUACUCUAUGGAGUUCUAUCAUCUCCUUCUUGGUCAUAAUCCUCGCAAUUUCCUGCAAAGCACCAAGCCAUCAAUCCGCGCACUGGGUAUUUACGACCUUCAUUAAUCGGACAGGGUGGGACAGUAAUGGCAUUGCUUUCAUUGUUGGGCUCAUCAACCCGAAUUGGGCAUUCAAUGGCCUCGAUUGCGCAACACAUAUGGCAGAAGAGGCUAGGGAUCCUGAGAGGAUCGUCCCAAUCGCGAUACUCGGAACCGUUGGUAUUGGCUUUGUCACCGCUUGGUUGUUUGGCAUUGCUAUGUUGUUCAGUAUCCAGGACUUCGAUUUGAUCUCCAGCACGCCAACGGGCGUACCAAUUCUGGAACUGUUUGACCAGAGCCUUCACAACAAGGCGGGCGCCAUUGUGUUACUCUCCCUUAUCACCGUAACGGGAUGUGGCUGUUUGAUUGCAUCCCACACCUGGCAAGCACGCCUCUGCUGGUCUUUUGCUAGAGAUAAUGGACUUCCAUAUUCUCGGUUUCUCGCCACUGUCCAUCCCAAAGCUCACGUUCCUAUCAAUGCGCACAUUGUCAGCAGCAUCAUCGUUGCCGUCCUGGGGUGCCUUUACCUUGCAUCGUACUCGGCUUUCAACAGUAUGGUUACCGCUUGCAUAGUCUUGCUCUAUUUGUCCUACAGCAUUCCAGUGUUGUGCCUUUGGCUAUACGGGCGGUCGAAAUUGCGGCGUGGACCGUUCUGGCUGGGGCGGCUUGGAUGGGUUUGUAACAGUGUAUUGUUCGGCUGGUUUCUCUUUGCGUUGGUGAUGUAUUCGUUUCCGCCAAUCUAUCCAGUCAGUGCGGAUAAUAUGAACUAUGUGUCGGUCGUCUACUUUGUGGUUUCUGCAAUUGUAAUAGCGUGGUGGUAUGCCUCUGCAAGGAAGAGUUAUAGUGUUACUCACGCCGGCGCACACCGAGAUUGA
Molecule: messenger RNA, 1476 nt
Organism: Aaosphaeria arxii CBS 175.79
Lineage: Eukaryota; Fungi; Ascomycota; Dothideomycetes; Pleosporales
Product: amino acid transporter
Exons: 4
Coding region: 1-1476 (491 amino acids)
Biological process (GO): transmembrane transport
Cellular component (GO): membrane
Molecular function (GO): transmembrane transporter activity
Source: RefSeq, a predicted model, not a curated record